This is a messenger RNA of Neodiprion virginianus, 9347 nucleotides long. RefSeq lists its product as uncharacterized. Gene Ontology annotation, molecular function: protein binding. NCBI's taxonomy places the organism in Eukaryota, Metazoa, Arthropoda, Insecta, Hymenoptera, Diprionidae. The record is from RefSeq and is a predicted model, not a curated record. Bases 492 to 6515 code for a protein of 2007 amino acids. The transcript is spliced from 12 exons.
CUCUUCCGUCACUUGUUCUCGUGACGGCUACAACUUCUCGUUUUCAUGCUGAGCAAGAUACUUGAUUGAGUUUGAUUGAAUUUGCAAAAAUCUAUGUAUCGGAAUUAAUAAUUGAACGACGUUUUUCGCGUAUAAGAAGUAGCAUCGCUACGGGAUUUUUUUUUUUUUUUGAGAACGCACGUCAUAACGGAUCGCCGAUCGAACAAAUUGACAGUUUACCGGACUCGCUGAACCGAGUGGCGUUCAUUUCCAAGCGUACUUACGACAGAGGCAGGGGAAUUUGACGUGAAUCGACCAUCCCGUUUAUGCCGUGCCGGAGAAUCAUCAGAAGUGAUAACAGGCAGGAAAACUUUAUCGUCGGAGAAAUACGCGUAUCAGAGAAAGAACAACUGUUGAAAGGAUAAUUAUUGACAAACGAGCUGCCUGAAGGUGUCAUGUUUUGACAACCAUAAAGUGCCAUUGCCAUUGUAACAAAGUAAGAAAUUUCAAAGAUGGACAAAAACAAUGACAAGAACUCUGCAACGCGAGAUUCGUUACGCGGUGAUGAUGACACGUACGCCGUAAGGGGAGGACAAGGGCGACUGGUGGGCUUUCAAUAUCAGCUGAAAGUAUUGACGCUUUUUAUGGUACGAGGAAUACGACAAAAUCGCGAAUUUUCCUUAAUAACUGAAAUGGAAGCCGCAAGAAGUUUUGACGAUUUGGUACUCAGUUAUAAACCCAACGCUGAUACCGACGUGAAGGUAUACCGAUUCGUUCAAGUAAAACAUAGCCAGAAUGAGUCCCGGGAAAUCAAUGUCGCGGAUCUUUUCGAUACAACCUCUGACUUUGCAUUGAAAAAGUACUUUGAUUCCUACUGUCAGAUAAAGAGCGAUCCCAUAUUUGAUAAAGACGAAUUGAAAGAUUUCAUUAUUUACACAAACAUCGAUUUGGUAGAGGAUAAUUUUGAGUUACAAGAGAUCGAACUCAUUGCGGAUAACCAAUUUGACGAGUUUCUUGAUACCGAAACUAAUGAAAUAAAAAGCAAACGAUACAGAUUUAGCAACACAGGCCCGUCAAAAGUUUAUGAAAAUUUAGCAUCGGAAGCGUAUAACUUGGCGCAAAUAUUGGUUAAAAAAGUUCUUAAUUCCGAGAAAUUAUCCAAUGAAAUUGCAAUUAUUAAAAAAUAUCGCAUUGCUCUGACAAGGGAAGUUAUUAAUGUGAGCGGGAAAAGAAUUUCCGACAAUUUCAUUGAAGGAAAAGGUUUGUCCAAUGGGGCGGAAAAUUUCCGCAAUGAAUUUUAUUCUCAGCUCUUACUUCAAAUGGAAUCACAGAAAGACUACGCCGACCCAGAAGAAGUAUGGAACGAGAUAAGAAGUAAGUCUAUCACAUUCUCCGCCAGUUUCAUUUCGGACUCAGAAUUGGAAAAUAUUAAAGAAUUGUCCGACGAAUUCAAACAUUUGUUACAAUAUGCUGUUAACAAAGAAGUCAAAAUAGGAAUGUGGCAAAGAAAUAUCCCACAGAAAAGUAGCCAAAAGAUUUCUGCACCGAACAUUGAAGGCAAUAUCGUCACGCUGUCGAAAUACGUCUUCACCGAACCAACUCUAGACAAGAUUAAAUUUCGACCAGAGUUUUUAAGAAAUGUUGUCAGGCAGCCCGAAAGCAUCUUCAAAUUAAAGAAACUUUUCGAGUCGAACAUGGGCGAUAUAUUCAACGAUCUCGAGGAAUAUCAGUUUGAAGUUUUUAAUUUCAACACUCUUUUGAAAAAGAAAAUACUUUCGAUGAGCACGUUUCCCGACAUUAACGUCAACGACAAAGAAAUCCCCGGUUUCCUUGACAAACUAAUUCUUGCGGUAAAACAGCCGAACGAUCGUGAACUUGGCGAUAUAUUGGAGAACGAGUUGGGCGAUUGCAUAUCAGAUUUCGGUCAUGCCGAUAUUUUUAUCGAAUUGUUUGAACGGGACAUGCGAAAAUGGUUUUUGCAAAAAGUAGGAUCAUCUUUAACAAACACAAGUGGACUUGAAUUCCUGAAUGAAACCAAGAACAAAAUCGUGGCGUCAGGGUUGCGCUUUGUGCACCAGGAGAAACUGGAGAAUUACGGGAUUAAUUUCAGAGAGGAAAAUCGGGAAUUGACGGCCUAUUUAGCUCCAGAAAAAUUGUGCAACGUGAACAGAGCCUUGAAUUUUGUUGCAACCGAGGGGACAACUACAGCGGCUAUCGAAGUUUACCAAACGAUCAAGAAAGCACCCAGGCUUGGAAACAAAUAUGACAGUAUGAUCAUUCAUUUCAACUAUAUGUUGUUACCCAGGACCAGAAAACAUGUAAUCGAUACAUUUGGAAUGCAGGACCGAUAUAUUUGUCUGGUCGUUGUAUCUGAACGGUGCGAUGGCCAGGAACAGGCAUUGAGUACAUUGUAUGACGAUUUACUUAAAAUAAUGAUGAAUGACGGGUGUGAAAAUAAAAAACUGAUUUUUAUUACAAAAAUGGAGUUAGGUUUGCGAAACUGUAGUCAGAUUCGCUGUAAAUUAAAUUUUAACGAUCUUACGGAUGAGUCACAGGAAAAAUUAUUGAAUAAACGGAUCGUUAGUUUGCAAGGUCAAAAAGAAAGCAUGAGUUUUGCAGAAUUAUUCCAAAUCCGUGCACUAGAGAACAUAGAUUUGAAUGAUUUAAAAAACUUCAGGAACGCGAUAGACUCAAGAACGUUAGAGAAGCUGAUCAUUAACGGAGAUAAUAUAAAAAUAGGCUCACCCUUGGAGAGUUUGGAUUCAAUCGAAAAUUAUUUUAUCGAUCGUACAUUCCAUCGACGAGUUAUCAUCAAGGCCACCGUUCUUGAGUCGUUAAACACAUCCGAUAUCUACGCUGUCAGCCACGCCGACCAGAGUAACUUACGAUACCUAGAAAUGAAAGGAAAAACAAAACGUUUUCAGGAAAUUGAUUCCUCGGAACGGCAAGUUCCCGGAUUCGUCAAGUUAAACCGUGGUGAAGAGAAGGAACAUUUCGAAAAGCUGUGUAACACAUAUCCGAACCAUAACGUUCAUUGGCUUAUCGCCAGAGAGAAGGAAUUAUCAUGGGUACGAUCAAAAGGUAGCAUUACUACUCUACUGGAACACAGAGACACUAGGGACAAAUUUUCUUAUGACUGCAAAUACGACGUGUGUAAAACAACAACCCUUGAUGCGUUGGUUGAUGAACUGUCGUCUCAGGAUGUGGGGCCCGUAAUUGUUUCCAAUACCGCGGGCAUGGGAAAAACAACGAUCCUAACUCAUUUCGCGAAGAGAAUACAAGAGAAAAAUCCUAAAAUGUGGGUGGUCCGAAUUAAUUUAAACGAUUUUACACAUGUUUUGAAUAUGGAAAAAAAAUCAAGAAAUGUCAAAAUAGGAUAUAACGAAAGCGCGGUCGAGUUUCUCAUCAACCAUUUACUAAAUCUUAAUGCUGAAUUGGAAAGGGUAAUUUUGAAAGAAUUGAUCACAAAACGGGGUGGCGUGGCCUUGUUGUUCGACGGAUUCGAUGAAAUAAGUCCGGACUACGAUGAUACGGUGAUAGCCGUACUGCAAGCGAUUAAAGGAUAUAACGCAGCGAAGUUGGUCGUUACCACCAGACCUCACAGGCAGAGUUUGUUAGAAAAUACGCUUGAAACAUUUUCUCACGUCUUGAAACCGUUUUCUCAGGAAGAUCAAAUCAAUUUCCUGGUCGGAUUUUGCGGAAAAUUUGGUGAUCAAGCCCUCGAAACGCAGCUGAGAAUACGUGCUGAAGCUGUGUUGAAUAAAUUUGCAACUUCAAUUCGAUCUGAUGGUCUGAACGAAUUCGCUGGUGUUCCACUGCAAACGCGUAUGAUUGCCGAAGUAUUCUUUCGAGAUAGUGACGAUAUGGUUUCAGUGGAGCCGAAUGUGUCAGAUGAUGUCAAAAUAGCUGAUCUGUAUCGAAUGUUCGUUGACAAAAAGUUCGAAAUAUAUUAUCAAGAAAAGAAUAAAUACGACCUAAGCAAUCCUGGAACAAAAGAACAUAUUGAGCAUUGGAAGACAAAAUUUCUUCAGGAAUAUCGACGAUUAGCUAUGUACACGUUACUCGAAGAAGAAAAUUCAGCUACUUGGAAUUUGUCUCGGAACGAAAUUGAGAACGUGACAGAAUUGAUCGCCAAGAUAAGUAGAGGUUCACGGCGAACUGGUAUCGUGACAGAUGUAAUCAACCACAGAGCUCAUUUUAUCCAUCGAACUUUCAUGGAAUACUUCGUAGCGAGCUACUUAUUUCAACACCUCGGAAUAUCUGAAGAGAACGAUUCAACCAGGCAGUUAGAAUCGUUCAUUUUACAUGAAAUUCUCCAGGAGUCACGAUACUACGUAGUUCGCGCCUUUCUGAACGAUCUGUUAUCCAAACCGCCAGUAAACUCGACACCUGAUCCUCUUCCAUGGGAGGUAAAAAAGAUCGACAUCGUAGAUGACGAAACCAGCUUCAACAUUUUUCAGACCGCUGUGAAUGAAAGUAACUAUAAGCUCAUGAAAUUCUUUUUUACUCGGCUUGUGAAAAAUGUUUCAAAUUCACAGGAAUGGAUUAACGUUAAGCUCAGGGAGCCAAUAACUGAGGAAACUCUGAUGCAUAUGGUGCUUCAGAAAAAUCGUUAUAAAACAUAUCCGAAUUCAUCAGAUGCAAACAUCUUGGAAGUUGUUGAAUGGUUGCUGAAGCAAAAAGCUGACGUUAAUGCUACUAAUGUUUACGAAACUACACCAAUGCACAAAGCUGCUCAAACUGGGCAAUUGGUGAUUUUGCAAUUACUGGCGGGUCAGCGAGAUGCUGAUGUAACAGCUCGAUGUCUUAUGGGGGAAACAUUGCAGCACAUGGCAGCUGAGAGUGGAAACUUGGAGAUGCUCAAAUGGCUAAUUGCUGAGCAGGGCUGCGAUGCCAAAGUUGAAGAUGAUUUGGGGAAAACAUUGCAGCACGUCGCAGCUGAGCGUGGAAACUUGGAGAUGCUGAAAUGGCUAAUUGUUGAGCAGAAGUGCGACGUCAAAGUUAAAGAUGAUUCGGGGAGAACAUUGCAGCACGUCGCAGCUGAGCGUGGAAACUUGGAGAUGCUGAAAUGGCUGGUGGACGAGCCGGGCUGCGACGUCAAAGCGAAAGAUGAUUCGGGGAGAACACUGCAGCACGUCGCAGCUGACCGUGGAAACUUGGAGAUGCUGAAAUGGCUGGUGGACGAGCAGGGCUGCGACGUCAAAGCGAAAGAUGAUUCGGGGAGAACACUGCAGCACGUCGCAGCUGACCGUGAAAACUUGGAGAUGCUGAAAUGGCUGGUGGACGAGCAGGGCUGCGACGUCAAAGCGAAAGAUGAUUCGGGGAGAACACUGCAGCACGUCGCAGCUGAGCGUGGAAACUUGGAGGUGCUGAAAUGGCUAAUUGUUGAGCAGGGCUGCGAUGCCAAAGUUGAAGAUGAUUCGGGGAUAACAUUGCAGUACGUAGCCGCUAAAAAUGACAAUUUGGAAAUGCUGAAGUGGCUGGUGGACGAGCCGGGCUGCGACGUCAAAGCGAAAGAUGAUUCGGGGAGAACACUGCAGCACGUCGCAGCUGACCGUGAAAACUUGGAGAUGCUGAAAUGGCUGGUGGACGAGCAGGGCUGCGACGUCAAAGCGAAAGAUGAUUCGGGGAGAACACUGCAGCACGUCGCAGCUGACCGUGGAAACUUGGAGAUGCUGAAAUGGCUGGUGGACGAGCAGGGCUGCGACGUCAAAGCGAAAGAUGAUUCGGGGAGAACACUGCAGCACGUCGCAGCUGACCGUGAAAACUUGGAGAUGCUGAAAUGGCUGGUGGACGAGCAGGGCUGCGACGUCAAAGCGAAAGAUGAUUCGGGGAGAACACUGCAGCACGUCGCAGCUGACCGUGGAAACUUGGAGAUGCUGAAAUGGCUGGUGGACGAGCAGGGCUGCGACGUCAAAGCGAAAGAUGAUUCGGGGAGAAUACUGCAGCACGUCGCAGCUGAGCGUGGAAACUUGGAGGUGCUGAAAUGGCUAAUUGUUGAGCAGGGCUGCGAUGCCAAAGUUGAAGAUGAUUCGGGGAUAACAUUGCAGUACGUAGCCGCUAAAAAUGACAAUUUGGAAAUGCUGAAGUGGUUGGUUGAAGAUCGAGGCUGCGAUGCCAAAGCCUCACAUGAUUCGGUGAGAACACUGCAGCACGUCGCAGCUGAGCGUGGAAACUUGGAGAUGCUGAAAUGGCUAAUUGUUGAGCAGAAGUGCGACGUCAAAGUUAAAGAUGAUUCGGGGAGAACACUGCAGCACAUGGCAGCUGAGCGUGGAAACUUGAAGAUGCUGAAAUGGCUGGUGGACGAGCAGGGCUGCGACGUCAAAGCGAAAGAUGAUUCGGGGAGAACACUGCAGCACAUGGCAGCUGAGCGUGGAAACUUGAAGAUGCUGAAAUGGCUGGUGGACGAGCAGGGCUGCGACGUCAAAGCGAAAGAUGAUUCGGGGACAUCACUGCUGCAGGUGGCUAUUGAAAGUAGGAACUGGGAAAUAGAAAAGUGGUUGGUGGAAGGCAAAGAAGUGAUGAUAACGUCUUAGAUAUUCUGAGUUUUUGUUAAUUUUUUUCGUUUUCGAGGUUCUGCGGCACCAGUCGGAAAAUUGGUGGCGACUUUAGUUGAAUCACCGGACGGGGACUUGGCGAGUAUUUUGAAAGAGAAAGACGUCCAGUACGUGCGUAGCUACAGACGCGAGCUGACCGAGCUGACCGAGCUGAUGUGACAUCACUGAUGACUGACGUGAGGCUAUGGAGGAAGCGCCAACUUCAAGGUCAUGCAGUACUCCUACCCCUACCGACCGACCACCCAAAAAAAAGCUAAGCCGUGCGCCCAGCUGAUCGUCAGAGCAUUUUAUUCAGAAAAUUAUUGCAAUUCCAAAAUUUCGUCUAGCAGCCGCAAAAUUGCAUCAAAACAGUCUGACAAUGGCUCACUUUACUUCUCAUUUUUUCCGAAAUUGUGAAAAGUAUCUCAGCUAUGUACUUUCUGGCCUUUGAAAUGCGGGAAAUGUGGGAAUAGUAACACGUGUCAAAUAACCACAUGUUUUUUCAAGAUCUACGGGAUAUGAGUAAUUUUCCUGACUCCCGCUACAAAAGAGCGAUGCACCGUAGAAAUUUUAACCCUUUCUGAUCGGUUUUUUAAAUUUAAUGUGGGAAGAAGAAAGGGUGAGUUUGCUCGAUCGGUAAGAGCGGGACUACUACAUGACCGUCAGCUCUGCCGCGAGGGACACGAAGGUGGAUGAGAUUCCCGCCGCUUAGUCAUCGACGCAUCGCGAAGACACCACCACGCCAAUGUCGAGGGAUGGUACAUCGACAAAUUCAUCAGCCAACGAGCAUUCUGCGACAAUUGCAAUACGCUAGAUUUUAAGAAUGUCGGAACCGACAACCAAUAAGAAUCGGACAGUCUUGCGAUUAACAGCACUUAUGUUUCGAAUUUUCGACGUCACACCCUUGUUCUGGUGAUUUCAUGAGAUAGAUAGUCUUUGGUUUUUUGGUGGGAUAAUUGGAUGUAGAGAUUGUGAGAAAAGAAGUUGUGGAUGACGUCAUUGGAUCGAGUUACGAAACGAAUGGAAUGAAAUAAGAAAAAGUGAGGAGCUUUUUGGUGUGGUUGCGAACCGUCAAGCGCUAACUGUAUUCUCGCAAUCGGAUUUCGAGAAAAAUAGAGAAGAAAGAGGGUUGAACUUUUUUCAAUUCGCGUGUUUACGAUUUCUCUAAAUUCGUUAGCUGAUCUCUGUGCUUGAUGGACGUAUCCUGAGUUUUGCGGUAACAACCGCAGUCAAUUUUGUUUUUUUGAGAAUUGUAGAGACGAGUCACGGUUUCAAAUCAAGGCAAAUUCAUUGCUAAUUACGUACAGCCUAAUUCCGCUCUACGGGGUUGAGUCACAUUAGCGUAUUUUUGCAGUGUCACCUAUCAAGGAUAGAUCACGUAUCGCUGUCGAGAAACGUUAAUGUUUGAAAUAAUUAAUUACGGAAUUGCUUACGACGUUUCGAAUGGGAUAUUCAUUUAAGAUCCUUUUUCGUGGACCACGAUUGACGCGUUAAGUAUUAUCAUUCUUGUUAUUGGUUGGCGGAUUUAGUUAUAAGCUUUGUCAUCAAUAAUUUUCUCUUUUGUUAGCUUGCAUUUUGAUCUUGUCUCGCGAGUAUCGAAUUUAGUUUCGAAAUUCGUUGCAAUUUGUACAUUACAUAUUGGGACCCUUUUGUUCCUUUUUUUUUUGUAUCAAUAUUAUUCCACUGAAUAUAUCAAUGUUUUGGUUUUAUUUUGUUUAAUUGUGUUGCGUCAACGAGUGUUCUUCCUGUCUCUCCGAAACAUCACCCCUUCCCCACCCCGUGAUACUGUCGUGGGCAGCCGAAAAUUAACCAGCGGUGGAGAUUAAGAGGCGUGUUGAUUACGCCACGUGCCCAACAAAACCUUAUAAAUGUUAAAGCUAUCAUCGCGGUUCGCCGAAUUAUAGUGAACGAGGUACUUUGUAAUUUUUGCGGGUUGCCGAGUGCAUCAAAAAUCCGUGUCACAACUUGUACGACCAAUAAUAAACUGUUGAUUAUUCGACAAAUUUUCUAAAUCAAAUUCUUAAUUGAAUUGUGCACCCAAAAUUCAUAUCGCAGUAACAAGGAAUAUUAUAAACUAUAAACUGAAAAUUGACAAAUCUUCGAAGCUUCGUAACAAGGAGAAUUAACUCGAUAACAGGCGUUUGAAGAUUAGUAAGUCCCAUGGAUGCCGUGCCGUUUUCAUAUGUCGGCUGUCUAUAUUUCGAUUAGAUCGUUCGUGCUAGAAAAAGCUUCGUGUGAAACAAGUCGUCGUACAUUUUGAUUCUCAAUCUCUGCUGUACGAAUGAAUAAAAAUGCAUAAAUGUAAUAAAAUAAAUCCUGCAUUCAAAAAGUCGGAUGCACAAGGUCGUAAUGUGGGGAAAUUUUUUGAGGAUUCCCCCGUAAAAGAUUUACGAAUCCCGUGAAGUUCCCAUAAGAAUCCCACGUAAGAUUUGGCAAAAUCCCCACAAAAUUGACUAAUAAAACAAUUAUCAUCUAUGCUUAUACGCAGCAGUUACCUGUUUUAUCAUUGGACUCCGUGGAGUUACUAAUUUCAUUAUAAUCGUCACGCCUGAGUUAGGUCUUUUAUAAUCGGCAUCACUAAAGUUGAGUGAAUUUUGUUGAGGGCAAUCGUUAUAACGAGGCACGUUUUGGCGAGCCCCUGACAUAGCAACCAUGGUGUAGGUGUACCAGAACAAUAUUGUGUGUCACGUAAACUAAACUUUGGUUCAUUUUGGUAGCUAUGACAGCAACUCGCCAAAAAACUCCCAUGCAGUAUAGACAAUAUUUUGUCCUUUCGAGCACUACCGUAGCACGUUGCUACGGUAAAUGUGCUCCAAACUAUUCGCUGUUUUU